UAUUGUUCUAGAUGUUACUUUCCCAACAAUGUUGAUAAGAAAAUCAGUAUUUAAGAACUUGUAACGAUGUGUAUGCAAUUUGAAGCAAAUAUAAAAGGUGUAUUUUGAAGAUGAAUGUUGUAGGCAAACUUUUUGUUAUAGUGUUAAUCGCCGGAGCAGUGUCAGCCAAUCCGCUAAAGGAAAAAGAAGCAAAAAGAUUUCUGGUGAGCAAAUUAACAAAGGAAGGAUUAGAACUGCUGGCAAGGAAACUAACAUCAAACAGACAAGUCAUACGCAAGGCAGAACAGUUACUGAAGGACUACUCUGGUCAUACAUUUCACCUCGAUGAGUUCAUAGAUGUUAUUGAUAACGUUGUUGGCCGAAUGGACGCUCUAGACAAACUUGCUAGUAGUUACUUUGUCGAUGCUGCUGUUCAGCUGGGAUUAUCAAGAAGUGAUAAAAGUCAUGACAAUCUGACCUUGUAUGACAGGGAGAUGCAUGAUGAUAGAUUUAUGCCGAGUCAUGUCAAAAGUAUACGACCAACUUGA
Messenger RNA from Mytilus trossulus (common blue mussel), 527 nucleotides. RefSeq lists its product as uncharacterized. The transcript has 4 exons. The record is from RefSeq and is a predicted model, not a curated record. NCBI's taxonomy places the organism in Eukaryota, Metazoa, Mollusca, Bivalvia, Mytilida, Mytilidae. The coding region runs from base 111 to 527 and encodes 138 amino acids.